GUUAAAUAAAUCGGAUUUUAUCGAAAGUUCAGCUAUUAUAUGUAAAAGGUAUAUCAAAUUUAAGUGUUUCCCAUCAAAACGAUUCGUAAUAACGUAGUUUUUUUAAAGGAAUACAACCCAUUUUCCUGUAUUGAAUCAUAUGGGAGACAAAGCAAUCUGUCAACAUUCUACGUCGCUUUUAUUGACAUUUGCAUAACCUGUUUCCAUUGGUCCGUGUACAGCUGUUUUUGACGCCUGUCUUAAUUAUUAAAACUUACAAUCACGAAUAACAGAUGGCAGCAGUGUAACAACAACAACAAAUAAAAUAAGAGCUUUUAAUCCAAAAUUGUUACAACGUUUGCAUUCAAAUUAAAUAAAUUUUACCACUUUUAUCUGGCAUUGAUGGAAUUUAAAGAGGUAAUUAAAUAAACCAAUAAAAGUUAUUGUAUUGACUCUCAUUCUUACGAUGUAGGAUGUGUUAUGACUAAUGACAUCGUUGCCAUAGUAACGUCGCUUUGUUUGGUAGUCAAGUGGUCUUGUCGAUACUUAAUAAUUUCUUUCUCAGCUUUUAUAUUAAGUUUGAGUUCGAAAUAACUUGGGCGUUAUAUUAAAUAUACAAAGUAAUACAACAUGGAUUCAGAAAUCCUACUGGCUCGUGAGAAUGAAUUCAAAAAAUUAAAUAUGCAACUGGAAAAGAAAUCCGAGAAUUUACUGAAACGAAUCGAAAAUGCCGUGGAAAAACGAGAUAUAUUUUCUGAUUUUUUAAACAACUCGACAUUAACAGAAAAGCGAUCACACAAACGAGGUUUUAUUAAAGAUAAUUUGAGAAGUAAAACAGAAAACCAAAUAAAAAAUGAUGAUUUGAAAUUAGAAAAUAUAAACUUGGUAGUGAAAGAGGGAAAUGAAUUUAAAAAUGGAAUGCACGAGAAAUGCACUCACACAGAAGACUGGCUGGAGAGAAAGUGUGAUUGUAUAAGUAAAAAAAAUAAUGAUUUGGAAUUUUUGUAUGCCUUUGUAUCUGUUAAUGUUAAGAAUAAUGUCCUGCCGCCAGCUUUUUUAAAAGAUAAAGUGACGGUGGAGAGAGUAUGUAAGUUUCUGUCGGCGAAAGUGAAUUUAAUGCAAGAGCAAAUAAAUAAUCUGCAAGCGGCCAUAGACAAAAAGGUGACGCAGUGUAACAAACAUAUGACCCAACUAGCCGAGUUUGAGGCAGAGAGACUGUCUUUAUUGAACAGAGACAACAACAUGAAGAGUGAGAUAGCUGAUAUUAAAGCCAAAUACAGCGUGAUGCAAAAUAAACUUAAUGAAAAGGAACGUCUCUUCAAAGAACAAAGAAGUGUAACAGACAAACUUACAAAUGACUUGAAGCAGAUCAGGUCUAGGAACACUGGCGUCGAAGCUCGGUGCGCCUCGCAGGAGGAAGUCAUUUCAACGCUGAAACAACAACUGGAUACAGCUAAGAUUACAGAAAAGGAAUUCCGCGAGUCAAGCCGCAGUCUCUCAGCCUCACAACAAAACACUAUCAGCCGGCUGGAGGCCAGGGUGAGAGCUCUCACUGUGACGGUUGACAAGCAGACCUCGCUCGCAGACAACCUCAGGAAACAAAACGUCCUGCUACAGACAGAGGGCGCUCUGAUAGCAUUCGAAAAAGAAUAUUGCGAUUUCUUGAAGCAGGACCUGUGAUAAUAAAAAUAUCUAUUAAAAAAAUACCUUU
Danaus plexippus (monarch butterfly) is the source of this 1690-nucleotide messenger RNA. Its product is annotated as testis-expressed protein 9-like. The record is from RefSeq and is a predicted model, not a curated record. The transcript is spliced from 6 exons. Lineage: Eukaryota; Metazoa; Arthropoda; Insecta; Lepidoptera; Nymphalidae. Bases 610 to 1659 code for a protein of 349 amino acids.